CUUUCCUCAUGACUCUAGAGCAAAGUCUGAAAUGGAUGUUACAUGAAUCAUUUUAAGAGCUGCAUACAACUAUGAACAUUUCUGAAACCCUUUUCUCAGUAAAGUAGAUCAAGAUGGAUGAAUCUGCCUUGUUGGAUCUUUUGGAGUGUCCUGUGUGUCUAGAACGCCUGGAUGCUUCUGCAAAAGUCUUGCCUUGCCAGCACACGUUUUGCAAACGGUGUUUGCUGGGGAUAGUAGGUUCCCGGAAUGAACUCAGAUGUCCCGAGUGCAGGACUCUUGUUGGCUCUGGUGUUGAGGAGCUUCCCAGUAACAUCCUGCUGGUCAGACUUCUGGAUGGCAUCAAGCAGAGGCCUUGGAAACCUAGCCCUGGUGGGGGCAGUGGGACCAACUGCACAAACGCAUUAAGGGCUCAGGGCAGCACUGUGGUUAAUUGUAGCGCAAAAGAUCUGCAGAGCUCCCAGUGUGGACAGCAGCCUCGGGUGCAAGCCUGGAGCCCCCCAGUGAGGGGUAUACCUCAGUUACCAUGUGCCAAAGCAUUAUAUAACUACGAAGGAAAGGAGCCUGGAGACCUUAAAUUCAGCAAAGGUGACAUCAUCAUUUUGCGACGACAAGUUGAUGAAAACUGGUACCAUGGGGAAGUCAACGGAAUCCAUGGCUUUUUCCCCACCAACUUUGUGCAGAUUAUUAAACCAUUACCUCAGCCCCCACCUCAGUGCAAAGCACUUUAUGACUUUGAAGUGAAAGACAAGGAAGCGGACAAAGAUUGCCUUCCAUUCGCAAAGGAUGAUGUUCUGACUGUGAUCCGCAGAGUGGAUGAAAACUGGGCUGAAGGAAUGUUGGCAGACAAAAUAGGAAUAUUUCCGAUUUCCUACGUUGAGUUUAACUCGGCUGCUAAGCAGCUGAUAGAAUGGGACAAGCCUCCCAUGCCAGGAGUUGAUGCUGGAGAAUGUACCUCAGCAGCAGCCCAGAGCAGCACUGCCCCAAAGCACUCCGACACCAAGAAGAACACCAAAAAGCGGCACUCCUUCACUUCCCUCACCAUGGCGAACAAGUCCUCCCAGGCCGCCCAGAACCGCCACUCCAUGGAGAUCAGCCCCCCUGUGCUCAUCAGCUCCAGCAACCCCACAGCUGCCGCGAGGAUCAGCGAGUUGUCUGGGCUCUCCUGCAGUGCCCCCUCUCAGGUUCACAUAAGUACCACCGGGUUAAUUGUGACCCCACCCCCAAGCAGCCCAGUGACAACUGGCCCCUCAUUCACUUUCCCGUCAGAUGUCCCCUACCCAGCUGCCCUUGGAACCAUGAAUCCUCCCCUUCCACCGCCCCCUCUCCUGGCUGCCACUGUCCUCGCCUCCACACCACCAGGCGCUACUGCUGCUGUUGCUGCUGCUGCUGCUGCCGCCGCUGCUGCUGGAAUGGGACCCAGGCCUGUGGCAGGAUCCACUGACCAGAUUGCACAUUUACGGCCUCAAACCCGCCCAAGUGUGUAUGUGGCUAUCUACCCAUACACUCCCCGGAAAGAGGAUGAACUAGAACUGAGAAAAGGGGAGAUGUUUUUAGUGUUUGAGCGUUGCCAGGAUGGCUGGUUCAAAGGGACAUCAAUGCAUACGAGCAAGAUCGGGGUUUUCCCUGGCAAUUACGUGGCACCCAUCACAAGGGCAGUGACAAAUGCUUCCCAGACUAAAGUCCCUAUGUCUACUGCGGGUCAGACUAGUCGAGGGGUGACCAUGGUCAGUCCCUCCACUGCAGGAGGGCCUGUCCAGAAGCUCCAGGGAAACGGUGUGGCCGGGACACCCAGUGUCGUCCCCACGGCUGUGGUAUCAGCAGCUCACAUCCAGACAAGUCCUCAGACGAAGGUCCUGUUGCACAUGACUGGGCAAAUGACAGUCAACCAGGCCCGCAACGCAGUGAGGACAGUUGCAGCACAUAACCAAGAACGCCCCACAGCAGCAGUGACGCCCAUCCAGGUACAGAAUGCCGCCUGCCUCGGGCCUGCAUCUGUGGGGCUGCCCCACCAUUCACUGGCCUCCCCGCAGCCUCUGCCUCCAAUGGCAGGCUCCGCUGCCCACGCUGCUGCUGUCGGUAUCAGUCGAGCCAGUGCCCCGCUGGCCUGUGCUGCGGCCACUUCGCUGACCUCCCCGAGCAUCACCGCUGCCUCUCUGGAAGCCGAGCCCAGUGGCCGGACAGUGACCAUUCUCCCUGGACUUCCCACGUCUCCGGACGGCUCUUCAUCAGCUUGUGGGAGCGGUUCAGCAAGCAAACCAGACAAGGACAGCAAGAAAGAAAAAAAGGGGUUAUUGAAGUUGCUGUCUGGUGCCUCCACCAAACGGAAGCCCCGAGUAUCCCCUCCAGCAUCGCCCACCCUGGAAAUGGAGCUGAGUGGUAGCGAGUUGCCCCUGCAGGGAGCCGUGGGUCCUGAGCUACCCCUGGGAGGAGGCCACGGUCGAGCAGGCUCCUGCCCUGUGGACGGGGAUGGCCCAGUCACCGCGGCACCAGCAGGGGCAGCCCUGGCCCAGGAUGCUUUCCAUCGGAAGACCAGCUCCCUGGACUCGGCAGUGCCCAUCGCGCCUCCUCCUCGUCAGGCAUGUUCCUCCCUGGGUCCUGUUGCAAAUGACUCUAGGCCUGUUGUUUGUGAAAGGCACCGGGUGGUGGUUUCCUAUCCUCCUCAGAGUGAGGCAGAACUUGAACUUAAAGAAGGAGAUAUUGUGUUUGUUCAUAAAAAACGAGAGGAUGGCUGGUUCAAAGGCACGUUGCAACGCAAUGGGAAAACUGGCCUUUUCCCAGGAAGCUUUGUGGAAAACAUCUGAGGAGACAAACACUGGGGAGACUCAAAAUCACAUCACACAACAAAAGAGCACAAAGCAGUUUGAUGGAAAGAGCACAUCUGUGGACUUGGAAGGGUCAGAAGCUGAGCAGAGGGUUGGUAUGUGGCUCCGGAGCCUCAGCACAGCCACGCCAGCCAGCAGAGCAAAGCCGGUGUCUAGGUUUCACCACUCAGUUGGGAUUGUAAGGUGUGCCUUGUACUGAGCAACCUUUUUUUGUUUUUGAAAGAUGUCUAACUAAAAUGGACAAUUGUUUACAAGGCUUAACUAAUUUAUUUGCUUUUUUUUUUUAAACUUGAACUUUUCUUGUAAUAGAUAAAUUCUUUGGAUUAUGAUUUUAAGAAAUUAUUAAUUUAUGAAAUGAGAGCCAAGGAGAAGCUGGAUUAUCUCCUAUUGAGAGCGAGAGAUACAUUUUGAUGUCGAAUGCAUCUUCCCUCCCUCACCCCUGCCCCCCCACCAUUAUAUUUUGCUUCUCUAAGACAGAAUUGCCAGUUCUCUAAUUUGGGUUUUCCUCUUUGGGAAACCAAACAUAGAAUUGAAUCAGUAUAGAAAGGGCCUGGGGUAGGGAGAAAAACUCAAGAGAAGAAAGGUUAGUGAUCCUUUUUUUCUAGUUUGAUCAGGAAUCAACCUGAAGACCUAGUCCUCAAUUUAAUUUUAUGGGUUUUUAAAUUUCCCUAGAAUGGAACAAGUGAUAAGGGAAAACAAAGCACAAGCAUUGACUAGAAGUGUAUUCAGAAAUAAUAUUUAGUUUUUAUAACAGAAGCAGCUCAAUUCAUUGGUUGGAAAGUAGGGAACAUUGACGUUAUACUCGCUGUCUUGAGAAUGGCUAUGAAAUGUAAUUUCCAUUUUACCCCAAGUGAUCUGCAUGCCCAGGACACAGUAAAACGUUUGUGAGAUGUGGUGGUAAGUGAUGCGCUCGUGUUCGGGUCAAAGGCUGUAAGAAACACUGUGAAAAGUUUACGUUCAUCCAUUGUGGCUCUUUCUCCACCGUCUUGCAUGUGUUGCCAAGUCCCACAGUAUCAUGGACUGUGCAUGGUGUGUAUAGUUCAUUGCCGUUCUCUGCUGAGGUUAGUUUGCAUUCAGCAUUGACCGAUGCAGGAGAUGUAAAAUAAACAGCACUCUCUACCCCACAGCCUCUCCUGACCAAGGUCUGCUGAGCACACGCGCUCCCUCUCUGGCUAAGGUGUGUUCAUCAGCCAUCACACAAGUCAUGACUGAAAAUGCUCUGUGUCCUCCCAGCAGACAGAUGGAAAGGAUGAGCAUAUCCAGGAGGCUGCUCCUAAGGCCGUUCCUGGGAAGCUCUGGCGGGAAGGCUUGGCGGGAGCCAGUGUGCCCACACCUUACAAUUGUGGCAGGAUCCAGCUGAGCCUGCCUUUUUAUAUUUAUAUCCAUUCGCUGAUGUCAUUGGCCUCUUCCACCGAUUUCAGAUUUCAUUACGGUGCCACGCAGUCGUGGAUCUGGGGAGUCCUAAGAACAAAAGGAGGGAAGGCAGCCUGGUGGUGAGGUUGUUACCACAGUUUUCUCAUGGGAACUAAGUAAAGAAACAACAAACCUUAUUUUUUUUUUUUACACUUUUAAGAAUUAAUGCUGGGAAAUAGAAACAUGGACUUAAAAGUCUUCUUGCAAUAGCAAGAAGUUUCAUCGUCUUAAAAAGAUACAGAAUGUGGUUGAAAAUGAAAUCAUUCCUAAGUUAACCAUUUUUUUUAUAUAAAACACUGUACAUUAUGUUCCUGUGUGUUGAAUUUUUUUAAAAAAAAUACUUUACUGGGAUAUUCAUGUAAUAUAUAAAGGUUGGUGAAAUGAACUUUAGUUAGGAAAAAAAGCUGAUGCCAGCUUUCAUCUGUGUAAGUUGACACCAAUGUGUCAUAAUAUUCUUUAUUUUGGGAAAUUAGUGUAUUUUAUAAAAAUUUUAAAAAGUAAAAAGACUACUACAGGUUAAGAUAAUUUUUUUACCUGUCUUUUCUUCAUAUUUUAAGCUAUGUGAUUGAAGUACCUCUGUUAAUAAGUUUCCUGGUAUAAAGUUGGUUAAAAUUUCAUCUGUUAAUAGAUCAUUAGGUAAUAUAAUGUAUGGGUUUUCUAUUGGUUUUUUUGGAGACAGUAGAUGGAUUUUGUAACAAGGGCUUGUUACACAGUGAUAUGGUAAUGAUAAAAUUAUAAUUUAUCAUUCCUUUUCAUGUUAAUGAUUUGAGGACUAGAUAAAAUGUUUCAAGAUUAAAAUUUGAUGUUCAACCUUUA
Molecule: messenger RNA, 5051 nt
Organism: Ictidomys tridecemlineatus (thirteen-lined ground squirrel)
Lineage: Eukaryota; Metazoa; Chordata; Mammalia; Rodentia; Sciuridae
Source: RefSeq, a predicted model, not a curated record